GGUGAUCCGAAGCCAUCCUACGCGAUGGACCCAGCCGACGAGCAUGACAUGGAGAAUACGGGCGGAGGAACCGUAGCCAACGGCGCCAAUGGAACAAAUGGGACAAAUGGAGCCAAUGGUUCGCACCAGACGCCGGAAGGUUCUUUGUAUCAAGAAGACAAAUCGGAAGACGAAUCGGAAAUAGAUGAGGAAAUGCAAGACGAAGAGGAUUUACUAUCUCCGCCACUUCAAGUUAAUCCGCAAACCUUGGAUGCAACUAGUAUGUCUUCGUUAGCACACUUGAGCAAUUUAAUGAACGUGCAUCAUCAACAGUGCACUCCGCAACAGUUACUAUCGAAGCUUAGAAUGGAGCACAGCGAGGUAGACAUGUUACAAAGUAGAAAUAAUUUGGAGGCUCUGCAGGCUGCAAUGUCCAGCGGUACCUUCAGCAAUUUAUUUCCACCGUUAUACAUGUCGUCGCCGCCACCACCGCCACCUCCACCACUACCGCCUCAGUCGUCACAAAACAAUCAUUUGCAAGUCAUGGGAAAUAUUGGGAAUCAAAUCGUUGACAAUCAAUCGAUGACUUGCCCCACUUCUUCCUCCAGACCUGCUUCCACUUCGCAGUCCAACGAAUCGCCACCUCGCUGCAGGAAUAACGGAGAAUCCUCGCAGGGAAGCUCCAGAAAUAACGGAGAAUCUCGCGAGGGUGAAGCUCGUGCAGUGAAUAAUCAACAUCCGUCCGGGGCCAAUUGGAGCUUCGAAGAACAAUUCAAACAGUUGUAUGAGCUGGAUGAUACCCAUGAUCGGAAGUUAUUCCUCGACGAACUCUUCACUUUCAUGCAGAAUAGAGGGACACCUAUCAGCCGAUUGCCCAUCAUGGCAAAAUCCGUAUUGGAUCUCUACGAGCUUUACAAAUUAGUGGUACAGCGAGGUGGAUUGGUCGAAGUAAUCAAUAAGAAGCUGUGGCAGGAAAUUAUCAAGGGUCUCCGGCUACCAGCGAGCAUCACUUCCGCCGCGUUUACUUUGCGAACUCAGUACAUGAAAUAUCUGUAUCCAUAUGAGAAAGAGAAGGAAGGCCUGUCUACCCAGGAACAGCUUCAGACGGCUAUCGAGACAAAUCGUCGCGAGAGCCGUAGGAACAAUUACGCUUACUCUGACAAUCAAGUACCUCGCAACCAGCACAACACGCUGCCGCCGAAUUCGAUUAUGCCGCUCUCCAUCGCUCAAAUGGCGGUAGCCGCGAACGAAUCGCAGCAUCACGUCGUGAACGGACAUCCGCACGCUUCGCAACACCAUCCGCAACAUCUUGCACCAAAUAUAGGACCUAAUCAGCUUUCAGACUAUAUGCUGAAGCUAUUGAGAGAUAGAAACGUAAUGUCGAAUCCGAUGAUCCAAGGCACGUCGACACCGCCGCCAGCGGACGGAUUUAAAUCUGGAUUUCAUUUAUGGAAUACGAUGUACAAUCAGGGUAAUAGUAAUAUUUAUCCAGGGAUGCCACAGCCAGCCUUUUCUCCAACCUCGUCCCACUCGCCAUUAGCACCGACAAGCAGCCCUGAACCUCAGAGAGAAGCUUUGGAUCUCGCAAAUUCUGGACACAGAACGGAUCCAGUAUCUUCUCCAACCCCUAGUAGGUCCAUAAGUUCGCCACCGUCGGGUGGGGAUUCGAAGAGGAAUCAAGAGGCUGCUGAUCUCUCAUCCCCCACAUCUGCAAAAAAAAUGUGUUUAUCUGAUGACGAAACACAUAAUAUUGUCCAUUCGCUGCGAAUCAAACAAAUGGCUAGUUCCCGAGAAAAUAAACGAAGAGAACUAGAAAUUAGUAUAGAUAUCGAUGGUAUUUUGUACGAGGGUAUUCUGGCAGUUAAACAUACCAAGCAGGAGACUAGUAGCAACGGCAGUACCUCAUCGAGUCCUGAUAAUAAUGGGAAACGAACACAAAAUAACGAAUCAUGAACAUUUUAAAGACACAUGAUUUCAUACGAAACGAACUAGCCUCGGUGAGUCUAAUUAAUAAUUCCGCUUUUCAAACAUGUACAUAAUACGAGACGCGUUCAGGCAGACAUAAUAGACAUUUAAUACGAAAUGAAACAAGAAAAUGAAGGAAAAUUCUACUACAUUUACAUUCUUAACAUUUACACAUUAAAAUUUUUAAUGGUAUUUUUUAAUGACAUUUCAAAACACGGAUAAUCCGCAAAUUCGCGUAGCUCUUUUCUGAAGAAAUCAUCCGUAGAAGCCUCCAAAAGAAUUAUAGUAUUUUUAAUAUAUUUUUUUCAAAGUUUCUAUGUGGAAGAAAUUGUUAGAGGAAUUAAGCUUUCUUAAAUAUUAUAAUAUAUAUAAUAUAUAUAAUUGUAUAAUAUAUAUAAAUUUAAAUAUAAUUUAAAUAUAAUUUAGAAAUGCAGCCGCGUUGGAGUGACGUGUUGUUUCGUGUGAGAAUGAUCGAUUAGUUAACCCUUUGAGGACCUGAGCUUGCUAAAGGAGUCAGUUGUGGAAAAUUUAAUAUUGUCGCUGAAUUCGAAUCUGAUCUCAGAAUUACAUAAUUAAAAAACAAAAUAAAAAUGGCAGAUCCAGUGUGGAUGAAAUGGAAGAGGCAGAGUAUACUACAAAGUAUACUGAUAGUGAUCCAUCGUCAUAUUGGAUCUACCAUUUUGACUUUCACAUUCUUGAUCUCAGAUUAAACGACAUGUACCACUAUAAUCAUCCUAAUUCAAGUUUUCUGAAAAUCGAAUAAUUUUUUAAUUUUUUAUUUUAUCUUCGCGAUUUUAAGUCCGCCAUUUUCAAUUUGCUGACCUCAAAAUCAGAAAGAAUACCGUCAAAAACCCUUACGUUGUAAAUUCAAUGAAAAUUGAGUAAUAUAUAAUAUUUGCAUUUUUCAUCCAUUUUGACGUCGAUCAUAUGUCCGUCAUUUGGAAUUUCAAGUUUUUGACUUCUCAGAAUCGAAAAGAACAUAAUCAAAAACUUCCAUAUAUCACGUUUCGUGAAAAUCGAACUGGUAAUUUCUGAAGUAAACAAGAGACCAACUUAUAGUUGCUCCUGGGCCUCAAGGGGUUAAAUGAUCCAUUGAGUUCGAAUCCGACCGUCAUCUCAAAUAUGCCUCGAUGUACUGAAAUUUGCACAGAGGACACGGCAAGUGUUGUAGAAUAUUAGAAAUUAGGAAAAUUAGAUGAUUAGAAAUUAAAUGCUGUGAGUAAAAAGGUAAUAGAGGAGGUAAUAUAAAAUGAUAACUCAUUUGCGGAAAUCCAAUAUUUAAGAACGCAGCCGCGUUUGAAUUGGAAUUGACUUUCCAAGUUUGCUAGCGUAAUGCAAACUUUCCUACCAUUUCGAGUAUUACUUGAAUAUCUAUGCUGUCUGCCUGAAUAUCUUUUGAAAUAUGAAAAGCAGAAUUAUUGCACUCGGAAAUUAAUAGUUCCGAAUAGUUCCAUAUAUAAAUAUAUAUAAUAACUUCGCUAACCAACUUUUUUAUAUAGGAACUUACAAAAAAAACAUAAAUGAAGGAAUACACACUGUAUAAUUAGAUGUAUAUAAUUAACCAACAAAAAAUUGACCUUGAAUUGCAUAUACUCCAAUUUUUAUUAUAGAUAAAAAUUUAUAAAUCAUUUGUAGGGAAUUUAGAUAUUUUUAUUGGUAUCGAGAUAUCAGUGAUCUUUUUUACCAAAGUGAGAUUUGUUUAUAAACCGACUUACUAAGGUCUAAUGUGAUAUUAGAUAUUGAAUAUUAAAUAUAACAAUUAUAAUGAAUAUAUGUUUGUAAUUACUUAGAGAUUUUGUGACUAACACGUACAGAAUGCACUAAUAGUGUUUUAUGCGUUCACAUUCGGCAGCCAAAUUUCGCUGUAAUAUUUAAGUAAUAUAUCUUUAAGCUCAUAUAAUUUGUUGUUCAAUUAUGAGCACCAAACACGAUUGCUAUUACUACUGGUUUACUACUACCGAAUGAUUCAACUACUUUGUACAUGCAAAGACACGAAAGAUUGGCGCCUUACAUGUUGUAAAGUAUCUUUCUAAAUGUAAAUGCAUUGGACACUAUUAAUGUAUUCAUUGGUACUCUCUUUCCGACAUAUUUUGACUAUAUAAUAGAUUUCCAUUAUCGGAGUAUGUGCAAUCGGAGUAAAAAUACAUAUCAUCAUAUCGUAUGUUUAUUUUAUGUGUAAAAAACUGUACAAAAAUUAUUGAUGCAAAUUUUCAAUAUAACUUUAUGAAAGUUUGUCAAAUUUA
Messenger RNA from Wasmannia auropunctata (little fire ant), 4187 nucleotides. RefSeq names its product protein dead ringer (gene retn). NCBI's taxonomy places the organism in Eukaryota, Metazoa, Arthropoda, Insecta, Hymenoptera, Formicidae. Gene Ontology annotation, cellular component: nucleus. Gene Ontology annotation, biological process: regulation of transcription by RNA polymerase II. The record is from RefSeq and is a predicted model, not a curated record. The transcript is spliced from 9 exons. Bases 25 to 1932 code for a protein of 635 amino acids. Gene Ontology annotation, molecular function: DNA binding.